Staurois parvus is the source of this 296-nucleotide messenger RNA. Lineage: Eukaryota; Metazoa; Chordata; Amphibia; Anura; Ranidae. The record is from the annotation of a GenBank genome assembly.
CUAUUCCUCCCACUGACACCAAUGAUGGGGCACUAUUCCUCCCACUGACACCAAUGAUGGGGCAUUAUUCCUCCCACUGACACCAAUGAUGGGGUACUAUUUCCUCCCACUACAUACCAAUGAGGGGACACUAUUCCUCCACACUGACACCAAUGACGGGGCACUAUUCCUCCCACUGACACCAAUGAUGGGGCACUAUUCCUCCACUGACACCAAUGGGUCAAGUGUCGCAGCAUGGGUGCCACGUGGAUGGGCGUUGUGAUUGCGGCGGGGGGGGGGGGGGGGGGGGUUGCGGG